AUGGAGAGGCACGAGCAGUACGAGCGCGUCUUCACCCGCUUCGACUCGGACGGCGACGGAAGGAUCUGCCCGGCGGAGCUCCGGCGAUGCGUCGGCUCUAUGGGCGGCGAGAUGACGGCGGAGGAGGCGGAGGCCGCGGUGGAGCUGAUGGAUUCCGACGGGGACGGACUUCUCUGCCUGGAUGACUUCCUGAGGAUUGUGGAAGGCGCCGGGGAUGAGGAGAAGGCGGGAGAUCUGAAGGCGGCGUUCCAAAUGUAUGUGCAGGAGGGAGGCGCGUGCAUCACACCCAAGAGCCUAAGGAAGAUGCUGUCCAGGCUGGGGGAGAGGAAGAGCGUGGGCGAGUGCAGAAAUAUGAUCGCUCGAUUUGAUCUCAACGGCGAUGGGGUUCUCAGCUUCGAUGAGUUCAGGCUCAUGAUGUCUAAUCGUGGAUUGGAGCCUAGCGAACCGGGAACUAGACGGCACCUAGAUAGGAUUGAGAAUGUGGGUGUCUACUGUCUAGACGCAACCAAGACGACAAGGUGUCCGCCUAGCCACCUAGACGCGAGAAAAUCUCAUCCGAUUCCUCAGCGUUGCGGCAUCUUCGUCAGCCGUCAUGAUUCGUCCCCGGCGACCUUCCAUUGGCGGCCAAUCGUCGCUUUGUCUCAACAGACAACCCUCCAUCGCCGACCAUACUCAUAUCCGGCGACCUUCGCCUUUGGUUUGGAGGAGUUGCAAGUCCAUAUCCCUAACAAGCUUCAUCCUCCCGUCACUGUCACUGUCGCUCAGCGUCGGACCUCUCCCGUCGACCUGGAAGCUCUCGCCGUGAAGGCCAUGAUGUCAGUCGACCGUCGGCUCUCCUCCGCCUGGUGCUCCGACGAGAAUGGCGAGCUCGUUCUCUGUCUAUUCUCAACGGCGAUACUCAGCACUCAAGCCGCCAUCUCGACGGCGUCCGUAGCGACGGCUCGUUGCUUGAUUCUCUCCGAAGUUUUAAAAACCCCACCUUGGUCGGCGAGUCUCCGACGAGAUGGAGGGACAUGUCAUAUUGCAGACGGCAGCAAGAAGCUUGUGUCGGUGGGAGGCGGGGUGGCGGAUGGCUGCCGGUGGCCAUGA
Striga asiatica is the source of this 1089-nucleotide messenger RNA. NCBI's taxonomy places the organism in Eukaryota, Viridiplantae, Streptophyta, Magnoliopsida, Lamiales, Orobanchaceae. The record is from the annotation of a GenBank genome assembly.